Messenger RNA from Tupaia belangeri chinensis (Chinese tree shrew), 2388 nucleotides. It is a transcript of the gene XKR5, whose product is annotated as XK related 5. Bases 1 to 2070 code for a protein of 689 amino acids. The transcript has 7 exons. The record is from RefSeq and is a predicted model, not a curated record. Gene Ontology annotation, cellular component: membrane. Lineage: Eukaryota; Metazoa; Chordata; Mammalia; Scandentia; Tupaiidae.
AUGCACGCCGGGCUUCUGGGGCUUUCAGCCCUGCUGCAGGCGGCGGAGCAGAGCGCGCGCCUCUGCACCAUGGUUUACUACUUUACUACAGGCAGACUUCUGUGGGGGUGGCUGGCCCUUUCUGUCCUCCUGCCCGGCUUCUUGGUCCAGGGCCUGAGCUACCUGUGGUUCCAAGCAGAUGGGCACCAAGGGUGUUGCCUGCUCGCGAUGCUGCACCUCCUACAGCUUGGCGUUUGGAAGCGGCACUGGGACACCACAUCGACUGCUCUGUCGAAGGAACGGGAAGCUCCCCACUGGGGUCGGCUGUGGCUGCAGGAAGCUGACCUGGCUGCCCUCCGGCUCCUGGAGGCCUUGUUACAGACCGGACCCUACCUGCUGCUUCAAACGUAUGUUGUCUUAGCCACAGAUUUCACAGAUAUUGUGCCAGGGGUGAGUGUCCUGCUCUCCUGGUCCUCACUGUCCUGGGCCCUGGUAUCCUAUGCUCAACACAUGAGCUUCAUGAAGCCAGGCCACCCCGUCAUGCCAUGGGCUGCCCUCUUCUGCCAACAGCUCUGGAGGAUGGGCAUGCUAAGCACCCGUGUUCUGAGUCUGGUCCUCUUCUACAAAGCUUAUGACGUCUGGGUACUGGUUGUUGGAGGUGCUCACUGGCUGGUAAUGACAUUCUGGCUGGUGGCCCAACAGAGUGACAUCAUGGAAACCACCUGCCACUGGAGACUGUUCAACCUGCUCGUGGGGGCCGUGUACAUCUUCUGCUACCUCAACCUCUGGGACAGCCCUUCCAGAAAUAGAAUGGUCACAUUCUACAUGGUCAUGCUGCUGGAGAACAUCAUCCUUCUGCUGUUGGCCACUGACUUCCUCCAGGGAGCAUCAUGGACCAGCCUAUGGACCAUAGCAGGAGUCUUGUCUGGAUUUCUGAUCGGCAGCGUCUCACUGGUCAUUUAUUACAGCUUGCUACAUCCAAAAUCCACAGACAUCUGGCAAGGCUUCAUAAGGAAGUCCUGCGGUGAUGCAGAGAAUGAUAAAGCUGAGAGGGAAUCUUCUCCCCAGGUUGUGGCUCCAGCUGGGAAGAGGCCUGGGGGCUCAUGGGGGUCUUGCCAAGAGGAAUGUUAUGAACUAAUGAGUCUCAGGAGGCUCCCUUGUCCAGAGCAGGGCCCUGCAGAGGUGGGGCUAGGGAGCCAGGUUUCUGGGGAGGACUCUUUCCUCAGUCACCACCACUGGCUGUUGGUGAAACUCGCCCUAAAAACAGGAAAUGUGUCUAAGAUCAAUGCAGCCUUUGGAGAUGCCUAUUUUGACGGCUCUUUCCUCCCUACAUGGGGGUUCAGUCCACACUCUAAUCUGCAGAGGAAUCCUCUGUGUCCUCAGCAAGAGCCCUCAUCCUCAUCUCAUGACCCCACAACCUUAGAAAAAGGCUGUGAGUUUCAAGAUGUCCCUAAAGCAGAGGCCGACUCUUUGGAAACCUCUAGUUACAUCUCUUUUGUCAGUGAUCAUCAAGGCAAAGCUCAUGACCCAAAGCCAUCAGCUACACAAGGGGUGAGCACCCCAAAGGAAGGAGCCAAGGCCAUUCCUGGAGCACAGGGGAGGGGUGCCGGUGGACAGCCAGGGGAAGGGGAAGGACAGGAGAGUUCCACAUUAUACUUCAGUGCCACUUCAGAAGGGGCUGUGUCCCCACACCAAGAGGGCAACCCAGCAAAUCCACAGAUGGCCCACUCUGAGAGGAGAUUGAGAAAGAGCAGCCCUGCCCAGCCUGCCUGGCCUCCGCUGGUGGCUAAGCCCUUUCCCAUCACUAUGGCCAACAUUAGCCCCAUCCUAGGCACAGGCUCAUGCAAAAGCCUCCACCCCAGGGCAAGCUCUCUUGGAAGGGCUCAAGGUAGCUCAGAGUGUGAGGAACAGCAGGAGUCUGCAAGGAGCCUAAAUCAUCAAACCACUGUUGGCACCAGGAUAUCACUGGUAAAGUUGAGCCUGAGACCUGCUGAUGAGCCCUGUCUCACAUCUACCCCUAAAUCUGAGUCCACCCAAAGGGACUGUAGCUAUGGGGAAAAGACAAAGCACGAGACGAGUUUUUUCAUCUGACCACAGUUAUGUGGCAUAAGACAGCAGGCCAGCAAACCAAGCUGGUCAUUAGGAGAUAAGAGAAAUCCCACUAUUGACACCUAUACUGACCACAUCACUUCUCCUUCUAGACCUUCAUCUGCAUACCUGAGAAGUGAGGAAGCAAUAUUAGAUGAUUUCUAAGAUCUUCUGUAAACAUUAUAAUCCACACAUACACGUAGGAGAGAAUCUCUCUAACAAAGUGUGGGGAGAAGACACUUCCAGUCCAAAUUGCCUGUUUCUUUGCAGGAACUGCAGCAUCCCUAUUUUAUCCUUUUGCUAUGACUUCUAGUAAACCUA